Messenger RNA from Camellia sinensis, 1326 nucleotides. RefSeq lists its product as uncharacterized. Lineage: Eukaryota; Viridiplantae; Streptophyta; Magnoliopsida; Ericales; Theaceae. The record is from RefSeq and is a predicted model, not a curated record.
CAAUCCCAUAUAAGCAAGCAGUAGCGAUUUAUGCCCUGCUUUUUCUGCACCAUCUAAACACCUCUCUCUCUCUCUCUCUCCCCCAAAUCGAAACCCUCUAAGAUACAUACAAGAAACACAGAAACCCACGAAAAUUCUCUCUUCUGUAUCUAAUCUAUCCAUCUCUCUAUCUCUAUCUCUAAUGGCCCAGCUGGACCAAAAUUUGUGUAGGAGAAAAACAAAAAAGGAAAGAUGGAAAGAUAGAAGGAAAGGUGUUUGUGUUCUUCUAAUGUCCUCCAAUCACGCGAGUCCCACAAAUACCCCUCUCUUUCUCUCUCUCUAUCUCCUAACCCUUGUGGGUUUUUUUCGGUUUCAGCAUUCAAAGCUUCAAGAGAGAGAGAAAACUGGUUUACCCAGAACGCUCUCUGUCUUUUCAUCUGCCUCUCUAUAUAUAUCUCUUUCUCUCCAAAACCAAAACCAGAACCAGAACCAGAACCUUUUAUCUCUCCCUUUUUGAUCUGGGUUUGCGUUUUCUCUGAAUAUUCUGCAAUUUUCUUGGUGGGUAUGGGAUUUUGAGAGCAGAUGAUGAAAAGGGCUUUUGUCAAUCUUCAUCAAUCUCAUGCUGUUGAUGGAGAAGCUAGGGCUAAACUCCAACAUCAUACACUCUUGCAAGAGUAUUUGCAGUUACAAAAGGAAUUUGUUUUGAAAAAGAGGAAAUUGCAGACAACAAAGCAAAAGAGAGAUACCCUCUUGGCCGAAGUCCGAUUUUUAAGGCGAAGGCGUAGAUAUCUAUUGAAAAUCCAAUCUCCCAAACUCAAACUCAAAGAAGAUCUUGUCCAACCACAAAAUUCUGAUAUGCCAAGAAAAAUUCUUGGAAAGCGUAAAAAUCUUGGAAAGAAAAUGGAUUGUAGUGUUAAUGCAGCUGCCAUGGGAAGCCCGUAUACGGUCUUGGUUCCAAAUUCAGAUACGAGAAUUGAAGAGGAGGAAGGGAAAGAAAGAGAACAAAUUGGUAAGCAUCCAUUGAGACUAGGAAAGAAGUCAAGAAAGUUGUUAACUGAUGACAAAAGAGUGGGUAAGAAGAAAAUCUCAGGGCAAGAUCAAAUGCCUUUGAAGGUCUAAAUGUUUAUACAUUUAUCUGGUGAAGAAAAUGCCCUCUUUUCUUGUGAAGAAAAAGCUUUUUGUUGGCAUUACAAAAAUUUUAAUGUUUCUUUCUUUCUUCUUCUUGACUUUUAUUUUUUUAGGUUGUUUGUUUUUGGGUGCCCCUUCCCUUUUAUAAGGGUAAACUGUAGAGUGAAGAUUUGAUAAGUUUAUUAUUAUAAAUUUUUUUGAUAAGUUUAUUAUUGCAAA